AUGCCCAUUUUAAAUAAUGACCUCUUGUUGUAGCAGGUAUAAAUAAAAUUUUGACUUCUCUCUCCUACUACCUGUUUGUUAAUUUGCUAGAGAGAAAAGACAGAAAGAAAGAAAGGAAAACGAAAGAGAGAUAGAGAAAGAUUGAGAGCUCUGUGGGUGGAGGAGGAUAGAUUAAACGAGCUUUGUGAUGAAGAAUAUGUUGGACUGAAGUGAGGAGAGGACCCCACAUAUCACGUUCACCAUCUUCUUCAUCAAAUCUUUAUUCUAUCUAUCCCCUCUUUUCUUUUUUCGUUUCUUUCUGUAAAACUUAAAAGAAUAUUAUAUCACCAACCAACCCACCACCUUAAGAUCCUCCUCCUUCUUGAUUUUUUUUCCUUUUAAUUUUAUGGUCAUUUCCUUGGUUUUACUCAUAUUAACUGUUGGGUUCAGCUUAUUUUGAUUUAACACCAACCCAUCAGGUAUUUGUUUUUCUUUUAAUACCUUAUUAUUUCCAAAAUUUUGUUUGUUUCAAAAGAUUGAAAUUUCAAGAGAUUUUGAAGAUAUGGGUCUUUGAAUCUAGACUUAUCUUCAUAUCCUUUUAUUGGGAACUCCAGGUGUCAGAGAAACCCAUAUCAGAUCUGAGUGCCCCACCUCUCUUUCUCUCUCUUCAUUAGCUUCCUUGAUUCAUCCAAUUAAACCCCAUUUACUUAUUUUUUUUUCUCCUGUCUUUGAAUGACAGCUGUUUAAGGUGUCUGUACGAUUGGGUUCUUGUUAAACAAGAGCAUAUCAUAAAGAUCAAAUAAACACGUAUUAACUAUUAAGUUCCUUUAAUUUGUAGCUUGGUUAAGGUGGCUGACUGCCCACCAAAUUUGUCUAAAAUUUACCCUUUUUUCUAUCUUCUGAUAUAAAAUUGGAAGAGGAGGCCCACCAUUGGGUUUGGUGGGCUUCGUUAAACUAAUUCAAUAAAUUAAACCCAAAUUUAAUCAAAGUGGGGAGUUGGGUUCUGUUUAAGAUCCCACAUUUUCCAUAUUUUCUUUCAUUUUUUCACUGAUUAUUUGUGGUGGAAAGAGGAACGAAACACAAGUUCAAGCUUCCAAUACAUAUAUUUUUACCAUUUUGGUUUUGUUAAACUUUUUAUUUUUUUUAUCAUUUAUGCCAAACUUGAGUUUGACCCGUAAGAGAAAAAAUAUUCACCUUUUCUCAUGCUACUCUACUUGUUUAUAACUUGUGUUCCCUUCUUCCUCUUUUUAAAGUCUCUCUCUUUAAAACCACUCCCACCAUGGGCAAGUGAGAUGAGAUUGUUGUCAACCUGGUUCUGGAAAUAUUUGUCCUUCUUUAACAAAUCCCAGCUCACAAACAAGAAGAAGAAGCAAAUUCAUAUCUUUUCAAGUUUGUUUCUUUCUCAAAAUAUGUCUCUGAAGAGGAAGACUAAUCUGAGUUCGAAGGUGGAGAAUGUCGAGGAGAUGGGACAGAUGUCGUUUCUUGACUUGCCAGAGUUGGUGUUGGACUGCAUUCUUGAGAGACUUCCACCUGAGGCUUUAUGUAGCAUGGCAGGUGUUUGUACUUCUAUGAGAGAGAGGUGUAUGAGCGAUCGUCUUUGGGAGAAACACAUGAAGCUGAAAUGGGGUAGUCUCAUUGGCCAAGCUGCUUACAGAGAGUGGCAAUGGCAUAUUGCUUCAAAAAAUGAUAUGGGCAAUCUCAAACAAGGGAAACAAAGAGGCCUGAUGAGAAUUCUUUCUCUUGGUUGGCCUUUUUCAUGGAUUGUUAGAUCAAAGGUUGACGAUAUUACUAGUAAGCAGAGGAGUACUUUGCCUGUUGAUUCCAUCAUGGCUUGGUAUCUUGCUCUUGAAACCGGCAAUUUCUUUUUCCCAGCUCAGGUCUACAAUCGUGAGAAUGGUCAUGUUGGGUUUAUGUUGUCAUGCUAUGAUGCUCAGGUUAGCUACGACCCUCGUACUGACACCUUCCAAGCCAGGUACCCACCACACGGAAGGAGGGCAGUGGCAGUUGAGACUGGUGUACCAUGGGAAAGGCUUAGAGCACCACCUGUUGAAACUCCUCCUCAUGAUCUUCACCUCUCUGACUGUUUGCAUGAGUUAUGCCCUGGAGAUCAUAUUGAGAUUCAGUGGAGAAGAAACAAAGAGUUUCCUUACGGUUGGUGGUAUGGAGUUGUUGGUCACUUGGAAUCAUGUGAUGGGAAUGAAAAUUACUGCCGCUGCCAUGAUAGUGACACUGUGGUGCUCGAUUUCAACCAGUACACACCAGGUUCGCGAUGGAGACAUACAACAGUCAGUAGAAAAGACCAUAGAGAGGAAGGAAAUGAAGCUGAUGGUUUCUAUGGCGGAAUACGGAAGCUUAACAAAGAGGAAGAAAUUUCGACAUGGAAGAAAAUUUGGCCUGCUGAAACGUUGGAUUAGGCUUUUGGCUUUAGGAUUUUAGGAGAGAAAAGGAUAUACUACUACCACUUCCCACGCUUGAUCAAUGUACAAGAUCCAUUUUUAUUCAGAUCAAAAUGACUUCUCAUUCAAUCUUGCUUGAUAGAAGAUAAGAUUUGAAUCGAGAUAUGUGAGGCAAUUGAAUGAAUUAAAAUGCCAUACAUUCUUAUUUACUCAUAUUCCAUGAAGUUAAGAUCCAUUAUGUAUAUUGCUCCAAAUUGGUGCAACAUUGAUGAUUUGAUGUACUAUAACACUUCAUAAUAGAAAGUUGUACUUUUACACUA
Molecule: messenger RNA, 2695 nt
Organism: Cannabis sativa
Lineage: Eukaryota; Viridiplantae; Streptophyta; Magnoliopsida; Rosales; Cannabaceae
Product: F-box protein At2g26850
Exons: 5
Coding region: 1182-2393 (403 amino acids)
Molecular function (GO): protein binding
Source: RefSeq, a predicted model, not a curated record